AUGGCUGACGACGACGACAUAGUUCUCCUUGCGUGCGCCAUGGCCAUAGCGGCGGCCGCAUUAACCAUCAAGGACGAGCUUAUCGACGAUGACCUGCCCGACCGUAAGCCGCAGCUCCGGUUCGUGCGCCCCGAGACGUCGUACUUGGACUACCAAGACAUGCAACGCGACCUCCUCUACGAUCGCGGCGAUCUCGGCGAUCGUGUCAUCUACGACAUUUUCCGCAUGGACGGUGCGAGCCUCCACGUGUUAGUUGCGAUGGCGACACCCUAUCUACCGGGGCGUAUCAACCCACGCGAUGUGGAGCAGUUCUUCCUCGACAAAGGGUUUUCGACCCUGCACCAUUACCGUACCAUCGUCUGGUCUUGA
Messenger RNA from Saprolegnia diclina VS20, 369 nucleotides. RefSeq lists its product as hypothetical. The transcript is spliced from 2 exons. The record is from RefSeq and is a predicted model, not a curated record. The coding region runs from base 1 to 369 and encodes 122 amino acids. Lineage: Eukaryota; Oomycota; Saprolegniomycetes; Saprolegniales; Saprolegniaceae.